Messenger RNA from Gloeophyllum trabeum ATCC 11539, 2432 nucleotides. Its product is annotated as aldehyde dehydrogenase. Bases 41 to 1642 code for a protein of 533 amino acids. Gene Ontology annotation, molecular function: aldehyde dehydrogenase (NAD+) activity. The record is from RefSeq and is a predicted model, not a curated record. NCBI's taxonomy places the organism in Eukaryota, Fungi, Basidiomycota, Agaricomycetes, Gloeophyllales, Gloeophyllaceae. The transcript is spliced from 19 exons.
GCCGACAGAUAGCGCUAGAGUUGCUUUUCCUCGGUCCCCCAUGAAGGCCUCGCGGGUAAUACGCAUUGCUUCGUCCUUGUCGAGAAGCGCUGCGUACAAGGAGCGGUAUGUGCCUUUCACGGCUAUUGAUAGCCUGCGGUCGGAAGACCAGCAGGGGGAACGCGAGCAAAUUACCGUCAUGAAUCCAGCAACCGGGGAGGACCUCUGCACCGUCGUUUCCGCCUCUCAAGCGGACGUAAAAGCCACUGUUCUACACGCGCACGAUGCCUAUCAGUCUGGUGCCUGGUCUCAAGCCAGUGUUCACCAUCGAUCAACCGUCUUGUCACGUUUAGCGAAAGCCUUGCACAACCGUGUCCCCGAAUUCGCUGAACUGGAAACACUGCAGACUGGUCGAACAAUACGAGAGAUGAGGGCCCAACUCGGUCGCCUUCCGGAAUGGCUCGAAUAUUACGCAGCACUAUUGCGAACGCACCAAGCGUUCGUCGCGCCCACCCAAGGGCCCCUAUUCAACUAUGUGCAGAGGGUUCCCCUGGGUGUGGUGGCGCUCAUUACGCCGUUUAACCACCCGCUGCUCAUUGCAAUCAAGAAAAUCGCACCAGCCCUCGCUGCUGGUAAUAGUGUGAUUGUCAAGCCUUCCGAGCUUGCACCCAUAUCCGUGCUCGAAUUCGCCGAGAUGGCCAGAGAUGCAGGCAUACCGGAUGGUGUGCUUUCUGUGCUGCCCGGCUAUGGAGUCACAACUGGUAAGGACCUCGUUUCGGAGCCCUUGAUAAGAAAAGUCGACAUAACGGCGGGUACUGCCACCGGCAGGGCCUUGGGUAGCAUAAUCGGGUCGAAUCUUGCGACGUUCACAGCUGAGCUGGGCGGCAAGGCACCCAUUAUCGUAUUCGAUGAUGCAGACGUUGAAUCCGCGGUCAACGGCGCUGCAUUCGCCUCGUUCGUCGCCUCUGGGCAGACAUGCGUGUCCGGGACGCGUCUUAUCGUCCAGGAGAACAUCUACGACGCCUUCAUGGCUCGCUUCCUCGAUAAAGUGAAGAGCAUCACCAGGCGCAUGGGCAACCCGCUCAAUCCGCAGUCCACGAUGGGCUCCGUGAUAUCGCACCGCCACCUAGAGCGGAUAGAAAAGAUGGUCAAACAGAAUCGUUCCGGAAAUAUCUUGGUCGGCGGCGAGCGGAUGACUGGUAGGUCUGAGCUCGACGGCUUCGACUUCUCCGAGGGCAGCUUCUUCGCCCCGACCGUCAUCGAGGACGUCGGCCUCGAGGACGAGCUCUGGCAGGAGGAAGUAUUCGGCCCUGUGGUUGUCACCAAGUCGUUCUCCACCGAGGACGAAGGAGUUCUCCUGGCAAACGCGUGCAAGUAUGGGUUAGGCGCAGGGAUAUGGACGACAGAUUUGUCCAGGGCGCACAGGGUCGCUGCUCGUAUUCAGGCGGGUCUGGUCUGGGUGAACACCCACCAUCGUAAUGAUCCCAGCUCACCAUGGGGAGGAAUGAAAGAGAGCGGUAUCGGUCGUGAAAACGGCAUUGAAGCUCUGGAAGCAUAUUCUCAGAGCAAAUCGACUAUCGUGAACAUCGCCACUGUCGAGGACACCCGGCUUACUGAUGACUGGUUUGCGGAAGGUUCGACAGCCGCCAGGCGAUACGGCUGAGCGUUCCGUAGCAUCGUGAUAGCUGCAGGGAAAGCUCCAGCAGGCAUAGGGAUAUCUUUCAAUUGUCCUAAUCAUACAUAUUACAUGUUCAUGCAAAGCUGAGGUUACAUACACUUCGUCUGGAGUCUAUCUACUCGUGGCGCAGCCGCAUGACCCUAUAAUCCCGUGAUACUAAGCUGUUGUCUUGACUGCUUCAUGAUGGGCGGGUGUCUCGUUAAGCUCGACAGGGGCCUCGUCUACAAAGUCAGGCGCCUUGUUGAGAUCAGCUAGAUACGACGUGCUCUCUUCAUCUUCUUCCAAGGCUAACGCAUCCAGUUCAGCUUCCAAAUCCGCCUCAUCAAUCUCCUCCGGCACUGCAUACGACCGCCCCAACGUCUCCUGAAUCUCAUUCGCCUGCUCCAGCAGGUCCUCCAUAUCAUAAUGCAUAUUCUCGAUCUUGUCAAUGUCAAUCUUCCCGUACUGCUUCUUGAUCUCCUUGUUCGCCUGCUUCAUCGCCUCGACGGUGGCCAUCGUGUUGCGCAGGUUCUCCGUCGUGAGCGCGGCGGACUCCAUGUUGAACGUCUGCUGCUGCAGCUGCGCGAGCUGGCCCUCGUACAUCCGCUUCUGCUUCAGCGUGCGCAGCGCGCGCUGCUGGAUCGCGUCCUUCCCGGGCCCGUUGCGCAGCUUGCUCAUCUGCUCCUUGUACCGCGCGAGCUCGCCGUCGAGCUUCUUGAUCUUCACCUCUAUCGACGCAACGCGCGCAUCUGUUGAGUUGAUAGCGUCCUGUAAUGACGGCUUGGGCUUCUUGCUC